GAUUGGAAAAGACAGAGGAAUUCCUUUUGGCCAGAUUUCAAGGAGAUGGGGUAAAGUACAAGGCCAAAUUGAUUGGUAUUGAUGAUGUUCCAGAAGCAAGAGGAGACAAAAUGAGCCAAGAUUCAAUGAUGAAAUUAAAGGGAAUGGCAGUUGCAGCCCGUUCCCAGGGACAGCACAAGCAGAAAGUAUGGGUGAACAUCUCUCUUGCUGGAAUCAAGAUCAUGGAUGAAAAGACUGGGGUUAUUGAACAUGAGCAUCCAGUCAACAAAAUCUCUUUCAUUGCUCGAGAUGUGACUGAUAACCGAGCCUUUGGCUAUGUCUGCGGAGGAGAAGGGCAACACCAGUUCUUUGCCAUCAAAACAUCACAACAAGCUGAACCACUAGUUGUAGAUCUGAAGGAUCUCUUCCAAGUAAUCUAUAACAUGAAGAAAAAAGAAGAGGACGAUAAGAAGAAGAAUGAAGAGGCCAGUAAAACUGAGAAUGGUAAUGAUGAAGCAAUUACUGAUCAAGUUGGCAAAAUAAAGUUGGGUGUCGACCAGAUGGAUCUAUUUGGGGACAUGUCUACUCCUCCUGACCUCAACAGUCCCACAGAGGAGGAAAAAGAGAUCCUAUUAGUGGAUUUAAACUCUGAGAUUGAGGCCCCUCCAACUUCUCUCACAGGGGAGGACCUUUUCUUGAACGACAUCACGCCUUCCCUGCCAUUGCCAAAGCUGCAGCCGCCUUUCUUGCCUGAAAACGCUUUCUCUGCAAACCUCAGCUUCUUUCCUACCCCCAGUCCUGACCCUUUCCGUGACGAUCCUUUCAGGCCAGCUGAUCAAUUGUCACCCCCUUCCCUUGAUUCUUCUUUAAAACCUUCCGGUCAGAAGAUGGAGAACAGUGGUGUGAAUGGGGACAUAGACUACUUUGGGAAAGAGUUUGAUCAGAUUUCCAACCGGACUAGCAAGCAGGAAAUGCCAGCCAGCCAAUGGCUGCUUGAAAGUAAAUCGGCACAUUUAGCGGUGAAGACAUCCGACGGGGUGCCGGAGAGAGAACAGAAUGGUUUCGUGGCCAAAUCCCCCUUGAGUGUCUUUGCAGAAAGCUCUCCCAAAGGAACACCUGUGCUGAAUGGGUUACGGCUAGACUCUGAUAGCAGCCACCUGUCAGUGCCACAAGACUCCAUCACGAUUAGCCCACCUCCACAAAGUACAAAGCCAGGAAGAGGAAGGAGGACUGUUCAGAAUGCAGCCAGCGACUUGUUUGGUCCUGAUAUUUUUGCUCCUGGAUAUUCUGUAACCCAUACUCUGACUACAGCAGGACAGCCUUCCGGUGUGCCAACUAACCCACUAGACCUCUUCAAAACCAAUCCUCCUACAGCAGCUCCCAUACCUGGACUAGGUGGCCUGCCUACAUCAGCAUCCCCAACACCAGCAUGGGGGCCCCAGUCUACGGCCUUCGGUCAGCCAACCCCAGUGUUUCCUGGAACUGCUCUGAGUGCUCAGCCAGUGAAAUUUGCACCAUCUCUCGGUUUCGGUGCUCCUCAACAAGCACCUGGUUGGGGCCAGCCAGCUCCAGGCCAGACUCCAGCUCCUGAUCCCUGGAGUCAAUCUGUGUGUGUUUCUUCAUCCAAUGCAUGGGCACAGCCUCCUACUAGUGGGAACCCUUUCCAUAUCAACAUGUUUCCACCUUCUCUGGCAUCUCACCCUCCAACUAUGUUGUCCUCCAUGUCAUCUACUAGCCCUCCUCCUCAGUUGCCUCCUAGAACUGCACCACAGAAGGAGUGCAGUGUAAAAAAGGAAAGCGAUGCCUUUACUGCUUUAGAUCCUCUGGGUGAUAAAGAGAUAAAAGAUGUCAAGGAGAUGUUCAAAGACUUCCAGCUGACGAAACCACCCGCUGUGCCUGCCCGGAGAGCAGAACAGCAACAACCAGGGCCUCUGAAGCCUGGUCUGAGGUUAAAUGCUGCCCCACUUAUUUCCAAGCCUGUUGAAGACCGCUUUGAGAAUCCUUUCAAGAUGGAUCCUUUUGCUGCUCCCUCACAAGGUUUAAUUACAGCUCAACAACAGCAAUUGUCUUCUGUUCCUUGUAAUGACCCUUUUGGAAACCCAUUUGCAUAAAUUAGGUUG
Molecule: messenger RNA, 2099 nt
Organism: Thamnophis sirtalis
Lineage: Eukaryota; Metazoa; Chordata; Lepidosauria; Squamata; Natricidae
Source: RefSeq, a predicted model, not a curated record